Molecule: messenger RNA, 498 nt
Organism: Setaria italica (foxtail millet)
Lineage: Eukaryota; Viridiplantae; Streptophyta; Magnoliopsida; Poales; Poaceae
Product: transcription factor PCF8
Exons: 2
Coding region: 1-498 (165 amino acids)
Biological process (GO): regulation of secondary shoot formation
Cellular component (GO): nucleus
Molecular function (GO): DNA-binding transcription factor activity; sequence-specific DNA binding
Source: RefSeq, a predicted model, not a curated record
AUGGAGGAGAUAGGCAUGGAGUGCACCGCCUACAAGCGCCCACGUACCGCACUGGAUGGCGGCUCAGCUGCGGCGUGGCGGAUGUGCCAGGUGGCGCGCGCGGCCGCCGGGGGCAAGGACCAGCACAACAAGGUUGUGACGGUGUGGGGGCUCCGAGACCGGCGUGUCCAGCUCUCGGUGCCCACGGCCAUCCAGUUCUACGACAGUCAGGACCGCCUCAAUGUCGCCCAGCCCAGCAAGGCCAUCAAGUGGCUCAUCCGCACCGCCAUCGAUGAGCUCCCGUCGCUGGACUGCUCAUUCACCCUCCCCGGAACCGACGCCGCCUCCUCUCCGCCAGCAGCUGGAGACAACGUGGAGGUUCACACGGUGUACGGUGCGGCGCACCACUUCAGGCUGCAGCCCGGCAAGGACAGCAGCAGCAUGCCUCCAGUCUCGAUCGACUUCGUCAAGAACCUGCCGGCGGAGGCAGGCCGAAUGAGUUUCCUCUGGACAAAAUGA